This is a messenger RNA of Capsella rubella, 1962 nucleotides long. Its product is annotated as probable mitochondrial-processing peptidase subunit beta, mitochondrial. Lineage: Eukaryota; Viridiplantae; Streptophyta; Magnoliopsida; Brassicales; Brassicaceae. Bases 86 to 1693 code for a protein of 535 amino acids. The record is from RefSeq and is a predicted model, not a curated record. Gene Ontology annotation, molecular function: metal ion binding; metalloendopeptidase activity. Gene Ontology annotation, biological process: proteolysis. The transcript is spliced from 9 exons. Gene Ontology annotation, cellular component: mitochondrion.
AUUUUUGGCUUUUCAAUCAAACCCUAGAGAGCAAGAGAACGAGAGAGAGAGAGAGAGAGAGAGCAAAGAGAAGCCAUCAUCAGAAAUGGCGAUGAAGAAUCUACUGUCCCUAGCUCGCCGAUCUCAGAGGCGUUUGUCUCUGAAUCAAGUCACACGAUCCUCCUCUUCGUUUUCAGCUAUCGAUUCGGCGCCGGCUUCCACAUCUCCGGCGACCCCAUCCCCGCCGCCGCCGCAUCUGAUGCCAUACGAUCACGCCGCCGAGCUUAUUAAAAAUAAGAUCAAGAAGCUCGAGAAUCCGGAUAAGAGGUUCCUUAAAUACGCAUCGCCAAUUCCGAUCCUUGCUUCCCACAAUCACAUCUUGUCAGCUCCGGAGACCCGUGUCACCACCUUGCCCAAUGGGCUCCGAGUGGCUACUGAGUCCAAUCUCUCGGCCAAGACCGCCACCGUUGGAGUCUGGAUCGACGCUGGAUCUCGGUUCGAGUCAGAUGAGACCAACGGCACUGCUCAUUUUCUGGAGCAUAUGAUUUUCAAAGGCACGGGGAAACGUACUGUGAGGGCGUUGGAGGAAGAGAUCGAAGAUAUUGGUGGUCAUUUGAACGCUUAUACAUCGAGGGAACAGACCACAUACUAUGCCAAGGUCAUGGAUUCGAAUGUGAACCAAGCUUUGGAUGUGUUGGCUGAUAUCUUACAGAAUUCCAAGUUCGAGGAAGAUAGAAUCAACCGGGAACGAGAUGUGAUCCUCAGGGAAAUGCAAGAGGUAGAGGGACAAACAGAUGAAGUGGUUCUUGACCAUUUACAUGCUACUGCAUUCCAAUAUACACCCCUUGGAAGAACUAUUCUGGGGCCUGCUCAGAACGUUAAGUCGAUCACCAGAGAGGACCUACAGAACUACAUUAAGACUCACUACACAGCUUCCAGGAUGGUGAUUGCUGCUGCAGGAGCCGUCAAUCAUGAGGAAGUUGUUGAGCAAGUGAAGAAGCUAUUUACCAAGUUGUCAUCUGAUCCAACAUCUACUUCCCAACUGGUUGCCAAUGAACCUGCUAGUUUUACUGGUUCUGAGGUCCGAAUGAUUGAUGAUGACCUACCCCUUGCACAAUUUGCUGUUGCCUUUGAGGGAGCAUCUUGGACAGAUCCAGAUUCGGUUGCGCUUAUGGUUAUGCAAACCAUGUUGGGUUCUUGGAACAAAAAUGUUGGUGGGGGAAAACACGUGGGUUCUGACCUGACCCAGAGGGUUGCCAUUAAUGAAAUAGCAGAAAGCAUAAUGGCAUUCAACACCAACUACAAGGAUACUGGACUGUUCGGCGUGUAUGCAGUUGCUAAGGCCGAUUGCUUGGAUGAUCUAUCAUAUGCCAUUAUGUAUGAGGUAACCAAGCUGGCCUACCGAGUUUCAGACGCUGAUGUGACACGUGCACGGAAUCAGCUGAAAUCGUCAUUGUUACUUCACAUGGAUGGAACUAGCCCAAUUGCUGAAGACAUUGGUCGUCAGCUCCUGACCUAUGGGCGUAGAAUCCCAAUCGCUGAACUCUUUGCUAGGAUUGAUGCUGUUGAUGCCAGCACGGUAAAACGUGUUGCCAACAAAUAUGUGUAUGACAAGGUAAGACAUUGCGAUCUCAGCCAUCGGUCCCAUCCAAGACUUGCCAGACUACAACAAGUUCAGACGCAGAACCUACUGGAACCGUUACUAAGGCUCUGAAAUAACAGUCACAGAACCACAAGAUUUGCCCACGGGGAGAUUCCGCAGGCGGAGAGAGCAGAACAAAGCUAUGAUGGAUUCAUUAUUUUUGAGUUUUUCUUACUGUAUCUUCAUAAUUUCCCAUCAUCGCUGGUAAAAUAAGUGUACCAAUUUACUCUUUAUCACCCUCUACUGGAAAAUGCUAGAGAUCCUCUGUUUUAAUUUUUUGUUCUCUUCAUAAUUUUCCCAUACACACACUAAUAAGUUGUUGGAAAUUUGAAUUGUAUGCA